AUGCCCUUAACCAGGGCAGUCAUGCACAAGCUACAGUUUGCUCGAGGUAUUGGACAGCGGGAAAUGUUACGGGCCAAUACAUUACCAAGUAUUACGAGAGCAAAAGUUGGAUGCUUCGCUCGACUUCAUAUCUACGAGGAAAAUGCUCGAUUGAUUCUAAUCUCGCUGAUUCUAAUAGUAUAUUUGAUAUGUGGAGCCUUUCUCUUCAAUCACUUAGAAUGGGAAAAUGAGCAGAAGGAAAGAAAAGAAUUAGAUGCUCGCUUGCAAUCAUAUCGCAGGAAGUAUUGCGGAAAUAAUACAAAGGCAUGUGAUUUCCAUGAUCUUAUAGACUUGAUUAGUGAAGCUAAUUCUAUUGGGAUUUUCAAUUCAAGAUCACGUUUUGAUUUAUACGGUUCUUUAUUUUUUUCCGGCACUGUCAUAUCAACAAUAGGAUUUGGCUCAUCAACACCUAGGACAUGGGUAGGACGUCUGUGUACAAUCAUCUAUGGCUUGAUUGGAUGCACUGGAUGUGUUCUAUUCUUCAACUUAUUCCUUGAACGAUUCAUAACGCUACUUUCAUAUUUUUUGAGAUAUCUUCACGAAAAAAAGCUUCGAAAGCGGGCAGCUGCAUGUUCUACAGAUGUAAAACCAGUUACAUUACUGUUGAAUAAUGAUUAUAUAGAUACAGCUAGUUCUUGCGAAGAUGGUGGUGCUGAUCCAUGGCGACCAUCUGUUUACAAAGUAUUUUUUUGUAUAGCAACUAUAUGUGCUAUAACACUGAUUGGUCCAGCCAUGGUAUACUCAUUCAUUGAAUCAUGGCCAUAUGUGGAUUCUCUCUAUUUCUGCUUUACAAGCUUUGCAACAAUCGGAUUUGGAGAUUAUGUUUCCAAUUUGAAAGAUGUCAAUAUGAGUACAGAGCUGUAUCGAUUUAUCAAUUUCUUUUUGCUCACAUUCGGUGCUUGUAUCUUUUAUUGCCUUUUCAAUGUUUCUUCUAUUGUUGUUAGACAACUUCUUAAUUGGAUGAUUAAGAAAAUGGAUAUUAAAAUUGAAAGCGGAACCUUUUGUGGUCGUAAAAAGCAAAGAUAUUAUGGAUUGGGCUUAAGGCCGCCACGAGGUUAUGAAUGUCCGUCAUCCCGAUGUUCAAUGGAUGCAACCGAAGGAUUGUUAUCUUUAAAAGAAUUUUUAAUGAAUCAACAAAGUUCAGUAUUGUUAUUACAACGACAACUAAUUGCGAGUGCUUCAAAGAAUAUAAAAGAGCCAGAACCACCUAAGAUCUCAGCAACACGGGUCGGCCCAAUGGGUAUAUUAGAUGAGAAGUUCGGGGAUGAAUCAUAA
Auanema sp. JU1783 is the source of this 1314-nucleotide messenger RNA. NCBI's taxonomy places the organism in Eukaryota, Metazoa, Nematoda, Chromadorea, Rhabditida, Rhabditidae. The record is from the annotation of a GenBank genome assembly.